Molecule: messenger RNA, 969 nt
Organism: Manacus vitellinus (golden-collared manakin)
Lineage: Eukaryota; Metazoa; Chordata; Aves; Passeriformes; Pipridae
Gene: AP1S3
Product: adaptor related protein complex 1 subunit sigma 3
Exons: 5
Coding region: 56-520 (154 amino acids)
Biological process (GO): vesicle-mediated transport; intracellular protein transport
Cellular component (GO): intracellular membrane-bounded organelle; membrane coat; AP-1 adaptor complex
Molecular function (GO): clathrin-cargo adaptor activity
Source: RefSeq, a predicted model, not a curated record
GCACCGCAAGAACUGCGUUUUUAUUAAUCUCGGGUGCUGUGGUGAGAAGGGUGCCAUGAUACACUUUAUACUGCUGUUCAGUCGGCAGGGGAAGUUAAGGCUUCAGAAAUGGUACACGACGCUACCUGAUAAAGAGAAGAAAAAGAUCAUUCGAGAAAUUGUUCAGAUUAUUUUGUCUCGCAAUCAAAAAACAAGUAGUUUCGUUGACUGGAAAGACCUCAAGCUUGUUUACAAAAGGUAUGCCAGUUUGUAUUUCUGCUGUGCAAUAGAAGACCAGGAUAAUGAGCUCCUGACACUAGAGGUUGUUCAUCGAUACGUAGAGCUCCUGGACAAAUACUUUGGAAACGUGUGUGAGCUGGAUAUUAUCUUUAAUUUUGAAAAAGCUUAUUUUAUUCUUGAUGAGUUUAUAAUUGGUGGAGAAGUACAAGAAACUUCAAAGAAGACCGCAGUGAAAGCCAUAGAAGACUGUGACAUGUUGCAGGAGACAGUGGAAGAAUACAUGAACAAGCCUGCAUUUUAAUGUUAAACUACCUGGAGAGAAAACUGCUGUAUGCACCUCUACAAUGCACUUCCUGAAAUUGCUUCCCAAAGUGCCAGAUUCUCAGAAAUACCAAAAACCAAUAACUGAAGGGGUUUGUUUGUAUAAUGGUGAAGAUGAAGGUCAGCUGAUGUAGCAAAGGGUUUAACAGUUCUGUACUUUGCAUUACUCUGCAUAUGAGUUUCCCAGAGUUGUUAUUACCCUGGGUGUAGUUUUCUCUUUUCCUUGCUGGACUGAACUCUUGUUUUUUACCAUGUCUUUUAGCUACAGAUUUUGUCAUCAUAAAAUGCUACUCUGACAGUACUUUGAAGAGAUAUUUUUACCAGUUUUGGUUCACUGCUGACUGUAUGACUCUACUUUUGUACAAAUGUCCAUUAUUUUGAAUGUAAGGAUUAUUCUCUCUAAUAAUAAUUUUUUUUCUAAAAGCCAAA